AAGAUUUUUAUUUGGAUGCUUCUGUUUGGGCUGGGCAGCUCAAGUCGGUAGAAUUGAUAGUGGGUCACACACGGUACACGUUCACCGACAACCGGCUGUUGACCGGCUGCAAGUCGUGAACGACCGUCUAUAGCACGUGAAAGACUAUCAGUGGGUCGGUUCGGUUGUUCCGAACCUGAGGUUCGGUUGUUCCGAACCUGAGGUUCGGCAACAAGCCAGCAGGUGCUGGUCGCCUUCUCUAUAUAAAUGGACUCCCCCGGACAUAUCUCAUACGAGCCUUUCGUUGAUUGGUCUGAAAGAAAGAGCAUAGAGAUCUUUUCCUUGCCAGAAGAUAACUUUGGGAUCAAAAUCAAGAACAAGGGUUUAGAGCGCUGCAGAAAUUGGAGAUGGCAUUGGUUACAGGAGGAAGGUCAACAUUGAACCCCAACGCCCCUCUCUUUAUUCCAGCUGCUUUCCGCCAAGUGGAGGAUUUCUCCCCAGAGUGGUGGCAAUUGAUUACCACUUCAACAUGGUUCCGUGAUUACUGGCUCAGCCAGCACCAGGAGGGGGAUAUUUUUAAUUGUAAUAAUGCUGAUGAUGAAUUUGAUGCCAAUGACAUUGCUGACCUGCUGCCAGAUGCAUUUGACUUUGGCACGGAGGAAGACUUCUCACACAUGGAAGCCCAGUUUGAGGAGUUCAUUCAAUCUUCAGAAGCCGAAGAAGCAAAUAAACCAUCUCACCUUGCUUUGAAUGGAACGUCUGGAAAUGGUUCAGCUGUGAUGGAUGUGAAUGCACUGAUGAAAUUUACAAAUGAAAGGGGUCCCAAGUCUCUGGCAGAACCAGCAAAGUAUCAGGAGAAAGCAGGCAGGUGCAUGAGCCCAAAAUGCAGCCCUCGGCCCAUCCAGCAGCCCCGCUGAAGGGUGUCAGCUUUGCCAGGGUUCCAGUUAGCAGAUCAUCCAAGGGGGUCGGAAAAUAACUUUCUUAAUGUAGCUUCUGUAUAGAGCUAGGUUGCGUCCAACUCGUGUAUCCCUUCCUAUUCAGUCUCAUGUAUUUUUCUUCCACUUAACAAUAGAAACUUCCCAGAAAAUGUAUUAAAAAAAAGUUUCAAAUGAAUGAAAAAGAAAAAACCCAAAAAUUUGUGUUCA
This is a messenger RNA of Vitis vinifera (wine grape), 1124 nucleotides long. RefSeq names its product polyadenylate-binding protein-interacting protein 2-like. NCBI's taxonomy places the organism in Eukaryota, Viridiplantae, Streptophyta, Magnoliopsida, Vitales, Vitaceae. The transcript is spliced from 3 exons. The coding region runs from base 387 to 896 and encodes 169 amino acids. The record is from RefSeq and is a predicted model, not a curated record.